UGUCAUCAUAAACAUAUGAACCAGUGUGAUGGUGAAAUGAGAUGAGGCUCCGAAAUGGAACUGUAGCCACUGUUUUAGCAUUUAUCACUUCGUUCCUUACUUUAUCUUUUACUACAUGGCAGAAUGGGAAAGAAAAACUGAUUGCUUAUCAACGAGAAUUUCUUGCUUUAAAAGAACGUCUCCGAAUAGCUGAACACAGAAUCUCUCAGCGGUCUUCCGAACUCAAUGCCAUUGUACAGCAGUUCAAGCGUGUAGGAGCAGAAACAAACAGAAGUAAGGAUACGGUGAAUAAAUUUUCAGAUGGUACCCUAAAGCUCUUGAGGGAGUUAACAAGCAAAAAGUCUCUUCAAGUGCCAAGUAUUUAUUAUCAUUUGCCUCAUUUAUUACAAAAUGAAGGAAGCCUUCAACCUGUUGUGCAGAUUGGUAAUGGAAGAACAGGAGUUUCAAUAGUAAUGGGAGUUCCCACAGUGAAGAGAGAAGUUAAAUCUUACCUCAUAGAAACUCUUCAUUCCCUUAUUGAUAAUCUGUAUCCUGAAGAGAAGUUGGACUGUGUUAUAGUAGUCUUCAUAGGAGAGACAGAUAUUGAUUAUGUAAAUGGUGUUGUAGCCAACCUGGAGAAAGAAUUUUCUAAAGAAAUCAGUUCUGGCUUGGUGGAAAUAAUAUCACCUCCUGAAAGCUAUUAUCCUGACUUGACAAACUUAAAGGAGACAUUUGGAGAUUCUAAAGAAAGAAUAAGAUGGAGAACAAAGCAAAACCUCGAUUAUUGUUUUCUAAUGAUGUAUGCUCAGGAAAAGGGCACAUAUUACAUCCAGCUUGAAGAUGAUAUUAUUGUCAAACAGAAUUACUUUAACACCAUAAAAAAUUUUGCACUUCAACUUUCUUCUGAGGAAUGGAUGAUACUUGAGUUCUCCCAGCUGGGCUUCAUUGGUAAAAUGUUUCAAGCGCCAGACCUCACUCUAAUUGUGGAAUUCAUAUUUAUGUUCUAUAAGGAGAAACCCAUUGAUUGGCUCUUGGACCAUAUUCUGUGGGUGAAAGUCUGCAACCCUGAAAAAGAUGCAAAACAUUGUGAUCGACAGAAAGCAAAUCUGCGGAUCCGCUUCAGACCUUCCCUUUUCCAACAUGUGGGUCUGCAUUCUUCACUAACAGGAAAAAUUCAGAAACUCACGGAUAAAGAUUACAUGAAACCAUUACUUCUUAAAAUCCAUGUAAACCCCCCUGCAGAGGUAUCUACUUCUCUGAAGGUCUACCAAGGACAUACACUGGAGAAAACUUAUAUGGGGGAGGAUUUCUUCUGGGCUAUAACUCCAGUAGCUGGAGACUACAUCCUGUUUAAAUUUGACAAGCCAGUCAAUGUGGAAAGUUAUUUGUUCCAUAGUGGCAACCAGGAACAUCCAGGGGAUAUUCUGCUCAACACAACUGUAGAAGUUUUGCCUUUGAAGAGUGAAGGUUUGGAAAUCAGCAAAGAAACCAAAGACAAACGAUUAGAAGAUGGUUAUUUCAGAAUAGGGAAAUUUGAGAAUGGUGUUGCAGAAGGAAUGGUGGAUCCCAACCUAAACCCCAUCACAGCAUUCCGACUUACAGUUAUUCAGAAUUCUGCUGUUUGGGCCAUUCUUAAUGAGAUUCAUAUUAAAAAAGUCACAAACUGACUAUCUCCUAAGAAACCAACACAUUUUUUCCCUGUGAAUUUGUUGAUUAAAGAUGGCUGAGCAUGUACCUUUUUUUGGUAACUUGAAUUCUACCUCUUGUGAAAUCUACUGUAGAUAAGAUGAUUGUCAUUUCCACUUGGAAAAUGAAUCUUCCAUGGAUAAUUGUAUUCAUUCAAACCUAAGCUAUCCUCCAGUUUUAACUUGACUCAGACAUUUUACAGUUAUGACAGCCUGUUAAUAUGACUUGUACUAUUUUGGUAUUAUACUAAUACAUAAGAGUUGUACAUAUUGUUACAUUCCUUAAAAUUUGAGAAAAAUUAAUGUUAAAUACAUUUUAUGAAGGGGGGUACUUUUGAAGUUCAUUUAUUUUACUAUUAUAGACCCUCUUUUAUAGAUUAUCAGGGAUUAUAAUAUAUAUAUACACACACACACACAAAUAUACAUAAAAUGCUACGGAGUUAAUUUAUUAGAAACACUUAAGAAGUACAUAUUUUUGUGCAGUAAAUUUUUGAAUCAAUGCUUUUUUUGAAAACCAGUGACCUUGUUUUAAGUUCUUUCUAUAUUUUUCUUUGGAAAUGCAAACAUUACAAGUUAAUGCCAUUUUUCAAAUGCACUGCCAUUUAAGAAUGAUUCUAGAUUGAUUUCCUAACUGAAGUACUUUUAUAAUCACAGUGAUUCUGAACAAAAUAUUUUCAAAGGCAUUUCUCAUUCCUUAAAGCCAAGAUUUUAAAGACCAAUGUCCUUCUUGAGGGUUAUUUUACUAUACUAUGUAUGGUGUAUAGCCACAAAAAAUCAGUCUGAUAAAUUUUAAUGUGCAGGGGUGAUGCAUUUCAACCCAAAUUAUCAUAGACUGAAGUCAUUAUAUUUCCUUUGAUAUGUAAAAUGACACACUCUUCUCUUUUAAUCUUUGUCUUUAAUCCAUGAAUGAGAGGCAUUUUCUCUUUCCUUGAUGCUUUUAUAUCUGCACUCACUCCGUGAGUUCUGACAAAAUGUUUUCUAGGUAAUGCUAUUGUAUGAGUCACAAUUGGUUGAAUUUUAAAGAAAAACAAAAUUGUAAUGUUGGUUUUUUGGUGAAAGGUAUUGUAACAGUUGUAUGUUUUUCCAAAAUAAUUUAUUCUACUGAUUAUGAACUUGUAAGUAAAUUCACAUCUGAAGAGUCUUUAUUGCUCUUAAACAUGCAAUUCCAAAUGAUAUCACUACUAUAAACAAAACUAUUAUCAGCCUUAGCAAUCGGUGAUCUUUACAAAAGUCUUUUACUUUUACAAAAUUAUGAAUUAUCAACAUCAGUUCCCAACCAACCUGGUGUCCUCAGGUGGGUUGCAGGCGGUUACAGGUGUGCAGAGCUUGAAUCUCCUGAGCUUUCAGAGUAGCCAGUGGCUGAGGCCUCUGGCAGCUGGAGGUUCUAGCUGGUUGCCUUUAGCCUGGAGGAGCGUCACCUGGUUACCCAGCAGGCUGAACAAGCAGCUUCCAGACAGCCUCGUUUGCUGUGCAGGGUUAUGCAGUGAAAAAUGUUGGGAAACACUGAUAGGGUACAAUUAUUUCUAUUACUCCAUAUUUGAAUAAUUCUUAGUUACUUUUCUUGAUUAAAAAGUUACACGUUGCCAACAAUGAUUUCUUUAUGUCCGAGUCCAGUUAAAAAUUUUUCUUGAGGUUUUUAGAUUUUACUUUUUAUUUUCUUUAAUUUACGUUUUAUUUCCUUCUCAAAUCUCCUUGGCCCAGCGCCUAACGGGGAAACGUCACUGCAAAAGCAUAAACCUUUCAUUACAAAAUUGUGGCACCAGCUUCACAUACUAAAUUACUGCUGUAACAAAUAAGUAUCAGGAGGUAAAAAUCUGGAGGAAUCCCCUUGUUUCCCUGCUUCCCAAGUAGCUAACUCUGAUUUGAGGAAGAAAGGCCAAGCUCUGAGAGUCUAGGGAGGUAACAGUAAUUGCAGCUCCUGGCCAUUUGUUGGGGUGUCUCAGUCUUGAGACUGAGCCUUACCCAGCCAGCUUUGUCCUGUUUUUGUGCUCAGUCUCCACUCCCAGGCUUAGCUCAUCCCUCCUGUUCCUGAGACUUUCAGCCAAAUCUUAUCCAUCUUUCAAGGACUCUCCUGUGCACUCCUUCCUCCCCAUAGAUUUGUUACCAGUGCCUCGUUGAGUCCAGAACAGUGCCUGACACGC
Balaenoptera musculus (blue whale) is the source of this 3805-nucleotide messenger RNA. RefSeq names its product alpha-1,3-mannosyl-glycoprotein 4-beta-N-acetylglucosaminyltransferase A (gene MGAT4A). Gene Ontology annotation, cellular component: Golgi stack; endoplasmic reticulum; endoplasmic reticulum-Golgi intermediate compartment. Gene Ontology annotation, biological process: protein N-linked glycosylation. Gene Ontology annotation, molecular function: acetylglucosaminyltransferase activity. The record is from RefSeq and is a predicted model, not a curated record. NCBI's taxonomy places the organism in Eukaryota, Metazoa, Chordata, Mammalia, Artiodactyla, Balaenopteridae.